This is a messenger RNA of Metarhizium album ARSEF 1941, 1047 nucleotides long. RefSeq names its product arrestin domain-containing protein. Bases 1 to 1047 code for a protein of 348 amino acids. The record is from RefSeq and is a predicted model, not a curated record. The transcript has a single exon. Lineage: Eukaryota; Fungi; Ascomycota; Sordariomycetes; Hypocreales; Clavicipitaceae.
AUGGGCUUCUGGGAAGGCGAUGACCAGUCCCCCCAAAUGACGCAGAUCAAAUACUUGAUAACCGUGCUGGCGACGAGAGCCUCUGCGACCCGACUCUCCCCAUGCCGCGUGGUUGCGGAAUCUUGCAUGGUCAAAGUCUUGCCUGCGUUUCCGGAAGAUGCGCUGCUGGACAUUGCCGCUGUGGAUGACGGCUACGCCCUUUCUAGAAGCAAGACGAUACGCAAGAACUUUGUGGGCAGCAGGCUUGGACGACUCGCCGCCACCGCUGCUCAGCCAAAGGCCGUCAUGCUGUCGCCAGACGGCCACGCAGCCGCUGGGAUGUCGUGUCGUCUGACCCUCGUCCUUGACCCCAGCGGCACCGGCGCCCCUUCGUUGCCCAAGCUCAACUCUGUGUCGGGAAAGCUCACCUCAAGUCCGUAUUUUGACACGUCCUCCAUGAACCGCCUGCCGAAUCUUGGCAAGCAGACGCCCUUUGAAACCGGGUCGACUUAUCAGCACGCGACCUCAAACAAGCCGUUCAACCUCCCCAUUGGUGACUUAUAUUGGAGAGAGGAGCCGCACAACGACGCUUUUUGGGCGGAGCUCACGUUUCCACGCCCUCGGGAGUCCUCCAUGCUCGCACAAGAGAUCAAACAAGCAACGUUGUCACGCGAUCCCGCGCGACCCCUCGGUGCUGCGACGUGUCCCGACGUGUCAUGGAUGACGGCCUCUAAGCCAAGACGAAGACGGUAUGUGUCCGAGCUAGACGUUCAGUUCACGGUCCGCGACGAGGAGAAAACGUUUCUGCCCACCGUCCACUCGUGUCGCAUAUCGCGAACGUAUACUCUAGACCUCGUCCUCUCUGUUGGCCAAACCAUUUCCACCUUGUCUCUUGCCGUAGCGCUGCAGAUCGGGGUGGAAUCGAAUCAUGGGACGCCGCAGGAAAUCCAGGCGGGUUCUGUAUGGGCCUCCGUGCGAGACCACGAGCAAGGAGGAUGGGGUAGCUAUCCAGGGCGGUCGGGACUUGUGCUGGAAUCAAGUGACUGUGAGCUGCCGUCGUAUUUCUGA